Molecule: messenger RNA, 837 nt
Organism: Cucumis melo (muskmelon)
Lineage: Eukaryota; Viridiplantae; Streptophyta; Magnoliopsida; Cucurbitales; Cucurbitaceae
Product: squamosa promoter-binding protein 1
Exons: 2
Coding region: 50-478 (142 amino acids)
Cellular component (GO): nucleus
Molecular function (GO): DNA binding
Source: RefSeq, a predicted model, not a curated record
AUGUGGUUCUUCUAAUUUGUUCUAUACAUAUAAGACUUCUCUUAGGAAAAUGGCAAACUCAAACGAUCACAGUUGGGAGGACAUGAUUUUAGAUGACGAUGACGACGACGAUAACGACACCGAAGAAGUAGGGUUUGUAGAUAAUGAGAGGAGGAGGAGAUCUGGUUUAACCACUGGUCGUGGUGGCGGCGGAGGGGGAAGGUCAACGGUGGCACGUUGCCAAGCCGAUGGCUGCAAUGCUGAUCUGACUGGUGCGAGACCGUACCACCGCCGCCACAAGGUCUGCGAGUUCCACGCCAAGGCAGCCGUGGUGAUUCUGGCCGGAUUGGAACAACGAUUUUGCCAGCAGUGUAGUAGGUUUCAUGCAGUAUCGGAAUUCGAUGACACAAAGAGAAGCUGCCGGAGUCGUUUGGCUGGUCACAAUGAACGCCGCCGUAAAAUCUUACCGGAUUUUCAUGGCCAAUCCUCCACUAAUUGAACCACACAACACUCCUCACUGUGUCCACUAAUUACCAUAAUUAAUAAUAAUAAAUAACAAUAAUGAUACACUCAUUACUAAUGAAGAAGAAGAUCAAGAAAGAAUGAAAGAAAGAAAGAAAGAAAGAAAGAAAGAGCUACGCGUCAUUGGAGUUAAUUUUGUUUUGAGAGAGUCACCGGCGGUCCGGCCACCGCGAUGAAAAAAUGAACUGUUAUGCUUCCUCUCUUCUGUCAUCAAAAGAAAACCCAAUUUAUAGCCCUCUUUGUAAUAUAAUUUGAAGUUGUCUCUUCAUUAUUAGACCAAAACUUUUCAUUAUAUUUACUUAAGUUACACUAUAUAUAUUAUUAUAUCUCUAUCCA